GUUCGGUAGGGAGGUCGGUCCCCGGUCCUCCAACCAGAAGAAGCAAGAGAGAGAUAAAAGACGGAGAUAGAGUGGGACCUUUGGAGUUACUCUACGACCUACCGUGUGACGGUCUACUAUUCGGGCUACCAAGUACCCAGCGCCCGGCCAACCGGACUUUUCUUCAGUCGACGCCGCGCACCCAAACGGUCCAGACCUGCCUGCCUCGCGCCUACCACUCAACCAGUCGUUAAAAUAGUCAGCUGAAGACGAGUAAUGAAAAACUAAAUCGCGCACCCUCCAUCAAGAAUCCGAGACCCGAGCCCGUGCUAAGUGCCUUUGUGAAAAGCGAGUCGCCAACCACAUCCACAGUGUCGCGUUUCACUGUCUCCUGACGUUGAAGAGGAACGGGCUCGAAAGCAGCAACGGUACCUCCACCUUACCGGAUAAACUUUUUACGAGAAUCGUUGGAACGGCAUUUAUUUACUAUCACGGAACUAUGCGUUUGGCGAAAAACAUAAAAUAAUGAUCCAGAAUGAAAAAAAAGAAAAGAAAAAAACGUCGAAUCGUUUGUCUGGCUCAUAAGAAGAGCGCUUUCCCAACAACUAGAAGGUAACGGUGAUCUAACUCGGAAAGAACAGCAGCAUCUAUUAGGCAGCGAGUAUCAGCCUAGCGCCAAGCAACGAGUGGAAGGAGUAGUCGGUGGUAACGCAUACGCAUACUUUUCUUGAACGUUGCCAACAAGCGGUGGGAAUUCAUAAGGAUGUUCGCGAUAAUGCCGAUGGAGACAGAGGGGCACGGCAGGGAGUUUGGUCGCCGACAGAAGAUGCGCGCUAAAUGCACUGUUGAAUUCGUCUGCAAGUACUGCCAGCGGCGAUUUACUAAGCCCUAUAACCUUAUGAUCCACGAACGUAGUCACAAGGACGAUGUGACUUUUACAUGCGAGGUCUGUGGCAAGUCUUUUAAGCGCCAGGACAAUCUCAAACAACACAGGAGCAUACACUCCGUUCCCUACAAGGGCUCCAACGGCUACUCGAAUGGCUAUUCGAAUGGCUACUCUAGGUACUAGAAGCCAUCCGACCAACUCGCCAAUGUCUCCCUAUUCCAUUUUCCUUAACUAUCCUAAAAACAAUAAUUCCAUACAUAUAGACUCAUUCAAGUUUUCCUGAAAUAUGUAGAUUAAUUUGUUUCAUAUCCUUUCACACGCCUCACAUUAUCCAUCCGAUUUUAUAUAUAUCCGUCCGCUGUUGUUCGACGUCGCCGGACACGCGCGACACAUACACAGAAAUACACGUAUAAACGCUAUUUAGGUACCGGCGCUGAUUGACGCGGGACCUUCCGUUUAAAAAAAUCCCGCGCUCUCGCUAGUCCAGCAGUCCCUAAUAUUUUCUUAUCUUUAUCUAUUUUCCUUUCCUAUAAGCUCUAUCCCCUUUCACUCUUACGCAUACUCACACACAUACAGACUCCUCCCUCUCUCUAUAUUUAUCUAUUUAUGUAUCUAUAAAUCUGUCUUUUUGUAAGUGUUUCACUGCCUCUUUUGCUCAACAUAUCUUCAUACAUUAAUUACGCAAAAAUCACAUCCUGCAAUGAGCCUCUCCUGCACUCAAAGAUCCGCAUUUUCCCUGGCAACAUGGAAUUAAAAGCAACAUCAAGAGAUCUGCACUGUAUACUACGUCAGAAAUAGAAGAAUCGUCAACGUCAUCAUCAUCAGGAACAACAGCCAAGAUGAGUGAUCCAAAAAGAAGGAGUAGAUGACGGUCAUACCUUCAGAAUUUCAGCUGAUUUCGUUUUUGAUUGUAGACUAUGUAAUAAUGGAUUGAGCGAGAGAGAAACAAAGAGAGAGAGAGAGAGAGAGAGAGAAGGAAAGAAAACGAAGAUUGGUUACAGAGCACAAAUUGAUUCUAUAAUCUUUGCUACCGAAGUAUAGUCGGCCACGUCCAACCUUCAGGCGACACAUCCUUUGAGGUUGAUAAGAUUUUUUUUCUCUCUCUUUCUUUGUUAUACAUUCAUAUACUCAAACUUGUUAUCCCAAAUGUGUACAUGCUUUCGCUCCAUUUUGCAAAAAUUUCUAGUAACUUGAUUGUAAUAUUGAUGCGUGCGCAUUCUCGCGUAAGUGAUGAGUGACUACCGUAUAGCGAAGCGACGGUGUAAAAAGAAUACCGGUGCUGAGCUUGGCAACGUCUACAAGAGCUAACUGGCGUUCAAUGCUAUAAAUAAUAAUUAGCCGCUCUCCACUGCAACUGAUAUCACUUUUAUUCAGUCAUCAUUAUUUUUUAUAUCCUUAUCUUUC
Ceratosolen solmsi marchali is the source of this 2269-nucleotide messenger RNA. RefSeq names its product odd-skipped family member drumstick (gene drm). The coding region runs from base 743 to 1048 and encodes 101 amino acids. The transcript is spliced from 4 exons. Gene Ontology annotation, biological process: embryo development; regulation of transcription by RNA polymerase II. Gene Ontology annotation, molecular function: RNA polymerase II transcription regulatory region sequence-specific DNA binding; DNA-binding transcription factor activity, RNA polymerase II-specific. The record is from RefSeq and is a predicted model, not a curated record. NCBI's taxonomy places the organism in Eukaryota, Metazoa, Arthropoda, Insecta, Hymenoptera, Agaonidae. Gene Ontology annotation, cellular component: nucleus.